Camellia sinensis is the source of this 2527-nucleotide messenger RNA. Its product is annotated as endonuclease/exonuclease/phosphatase family protein. NCBI's taxonomy places the organism in Eukaryota, Viridiplantae, Streptophyta, Magnoliopsida, Ericales, Theaceae. Gene Ontology annotation, cellular component: nucleus. Gene Ontology annotation, molecular function: zinc ion binding; double-stranded DNA 3'-5' DNA exonuclease activity; phosphoric diester hydrolase activity. Gene Ontology annotation, biological process: base-excision repair. The record is from RefSeq and is a predicted model, not a curated record.
ACAAAUAAGAAAAAUACACAUGUCACUCAAUUUUUUUUUUUUUUCUUCCUCCAAAUCAAUCAAUCCAAGCAUAGCGGUAAGGAUAUCAGAAUCUCAGGCGAAAACCAAGGUUAGGUUAAUAGUUGUUUCAGAGGUAUAUGCAGAGGGCCUGAGAGACAACAACGAACGAAGAUCAGAAACCACACAUGUAAUAACAACUAUAUUAUCAUGAAUCAAUGAAGAUAGUGACUUACAACAUUAACGGCCUCAGGCCUCGGGUCUCACAGUUCGGCUCUCUCCUUAAAUUACUUGACUCUCUCGAUGCCGAUAUCAUCUGUUUUCAGGAGACGAAGUUAUCGAGGAAGGAUUUAACGGCGGAUUUGAUCGUCGCCGAAGGCUACGAGUGCUUCUUUUCCUGCACGCGCACGUCUGAUAAAGGACGCAUCUGCUACUCCGGUGUUGCAACAUUUUGUCGAGUAAAGUCGGCAUUUUCGAGCAAUGAAGUGGCUUUGCCAGUUGCAGCUGAGGAAGGCUUUACUGGGGUGCUGGAACGUUCAAAAGGGUCAAGAAGUGGAGAAGAUGAAAGACCUGGAAAAGCAGAGGGCCUUGAGGAAUUCACAAAGGAGGAGCUUCUUAAGGUUGACGGUGAGGGGCGAUGCGUCAUAACAGACCAUGGCCAUUUUGAAAGUGAUGAUACAGAGAGGAUCCAGUUUAAGCUCACCUUUUUUACGAUCUUACAGAAAAGAUGGGAGUUUCUCCUGCAUCAAGGAAGAAGGAUAUUCGUUGUUGGAGAUCUCAACAUUGCUCCUGCUGCUAUAGAUAGCUGUAAUCCAAGACCAGACUUUGACAAGAACAAGUUCAGGAGAUGGUUUAAAUCCAUACUAGUGGAAAACGGCGGCAAUUUCUUUGAUGUUUUUAGAGCAAAACAUCCUGAGAGGAGAGAAGCAUACACUCACUGGUCACAGACCACUGGGGCUGAAGAAUUCAAUUAUGGAGCUAGGAUAGACCAUAUUCUCAGUGCUGGAUCAUGUUUACAUGACGAUGAUGGCCAGAAAGGUCAUAAUUUUUUGAAUUGCCAUGUGAAAGACUGUGACAUAAUGAUGCAGUUUAAACGAUGGAGGCCUGGAAGUUCACCUAGGUGGAAAGGAGGGAGAAACAUCAAAUUGGAAGGUUCUGAUCAUGUUCCUGUAUAUAUGAGUUUGGUGGAAAUCCCAGAUAUUCUGCAGCAUAGUACUCCCUCUUUGUCUGCUAGAUAUGCUCCAGAAGUUCGUGGGUUCCAGCAGACUAUUGUGUCAGUGUUGAUGAAAAGACAAGUACCGGAGCAAGUUAAGACAGAUGAAGUGUCAAAUUCACUUUCACUGGAAAAUAUUUCAGUUGGGAGUUGCAUUGAGAGUGUGAAAAGAUCAUCUUAUGACUGCAGUGUACCUGGCUCAUCCUUACAAGGAAGUUUUCAUUCUUCAAGCCUUGAACCUAAAGCUAUCAUUCAAAGAACAGAUGAUCUCCCUGGAGGUUCUUCUAAUGAGACUGCUCAUGCUAAGAUGACUGCAUUUGGUAGUGGCCCUGUUAACUCAAUACCUGGCACAGAAAUCAGGAAAAAAGCAAGACAAAGUCAAUGGUCACAACUCUCACUGAAAUCAUUUUUUCAGAAAAGUUCGACAUCUGGAGUUGGUAAUGAUAACAACUCUCCGGAUGUCUCAAAGUCUGAUCAGUCAUUGAAUGAAACUUUCAUUGGUGAUCAGGAAAGCAAUAGUCCUGAGCAGUCUCAGUUGAAUGAUUGUGCAACUACUCAGGAUCAAGGUAACCCAAAUGCCUGUUGCUCUGCAGAGGCGGAGAAGAGUAAUGUUGCUUUACUAGAGUGGCAAAGGAUUCGACAACUCAUGCAGAGCAGCGUACCCCUUUGCAAAGGCCACCGUGAACCAUGUGUUUCUCGGGUUGUGAAGAAAGCAGGCCCUAGUCUUGGCCGCAGAUUUUAUGUCUGUGCUCGUGCUGAGGGCCCUGCAUCUAAUCCUGAAUCAAAUUGCGGCUAUUUUAAGUGGGCUGCUUCUAAACCCAAGGGCCAAAGAUGACGGAAAUUGCUGAUAAGUGAUUAGCAUUUCUAGUCAGAGCUGAGGUUUUUUCCAUGUGAUGUCAAGCCAUCCAUUUGCUGCAUUUCUGGAGUGUAAAUCUCUGCUGUUUUGCAGUCUCGAAGUUCAAUGCCUUGUAAAGUAUGUAGCUUUCCUUUGAAGCUUAAUCCCUAUCAGUUUCUUCAACAAAUGUUUCCUGCUUUUUGUUUGCUCUCCAGCAGUGGUUGCAUUGCAUCAGUAGAGAAAGUUGGGCAUUAGCCAGCAACAUCAUCGUUGUUUCAGGAUCAUGAAUGUUGCUAUGCUUCUUUAGUAUUUUUUUUUUUUGGCCAAGCAAUGUAAUUUAUGUUUCCCUUCACCUUAAAAUCAGCUUGUCAUGUCCCUUGAGUCUUACUGAUUAAGAAAAUGUGAUCAACUUUUUUAAUAUGGUUCAAUCUAGUGCCAUAUUGUUAGCCAUGUUUCCCAUAAACACUGCAUUCAGGCACCAA